CCGCGCGGCCUCUGCCGGGCCCUAAUCCCUAAAUCCCAGCGGGAUUAGCGGCCCGGAGGCGGGCGCCGGAUCCCCGCAGGCGCUCGAGCCCCGACUGACCCGUAACGCCCGGGGCCGCGAGAGGAGCCCAUGGCGCUGGUGAAGAGCGGCUGGCUCUGGCGGCAGAGCUCCAUCCUGCGCCGCUGGAAGAGGAACUGGUUCGUGCUCUACCUGGACGGCACCCUGGCCUAUUACCAGGACGAGAGGCAGCGCGACAUGGAGGGGCGCGUGCACGUGCGGUACGGCUGCCGCGACGUGCGCGCCGGCCGCCAGUGCCGAGCGCCGCAGCCGCCCGAGGGCAAGAGCCGCGAGUGCCUGUUGGUGCUGGCGCUGCGCGACGGCUCCAGCACGACGCUGUGCGCCGAGAGCGAGGACGACGCCGUCGCCUGGAAGGAGGCCGUGCUGGAGGCCAGAGCCACCCCGGUGCACGUCUACGACCCCUACGAUGACGACUACUACCAGACGGUGCCGCUCGACUCGCACCAGGCCGCCUAYGUCAGCUCGGGCUACUACGGCAGUCCCUAUGGAGCUCCGGGCGGCACCCGCGUGGUGCUGCGCGAGGAUCCCUACCGCGUCUCCGGAGACCAGAUGGCCCUGGGGCUCCUGGCCGGCGCCGCCACCGGUGCCGCCCUCGGCUCCUUCAUGUGGAUGCCCUGCUGGUUUUAGGGAGCCGCUCGCCCCCCCAGAACACCCCCAAACACCCUCUCCACCCGCCCAACCUGCUUAAAUCCCGGGAUGCGCCUGGAUUGAGGCCCUUUGGCUCCUUUGAACUAAUCCCCCUGGGG
Nothoprocta perdicaria is the source of this 824-nucleotide messenger RNA. RefSeq names its product pleckstrin homology domain containing B1 (gene PLEKHB1). The record is from RefSeq and is a predicted model, not a curated record. The coding region runs from base 130 to 705 and encodes 191 amino acids. The transcript has 6 exons. NCBI's taxonomy places the organism in Eukaryota, Metazoa, Chordata, Aves, Tinamiformes, Tinamidae. Gene Ontology annotation, cellular component: membrane. Gene Ontology annotation, biological process: regulation of cell differentiation.